AUAAUGCAUAUUCGUCAAUAAAUUAUAAAUGCGGGUUCAUCAAAGUUAAUUACAGUUAAUCGAUAAACUCGAUGCAGUCAUAAAUCACAAUGAAAGUGUGACAAUUGCAAGUGAUUAAAGAUACAUACAUAUAUAUACAUAUAUAUAUGUAAAAAGCGUAAAAAUUGUGAAAGCCUUUGUUUAGUGAACAUAAAAUAAAUAUUAAAAAAGUGAAAGUUUAAUAACCAAGGAGAAACUAAUAAAGCAUAAUGCCUUACUUCGCAUCGACUGAAUUAUACUGAUUGCGACAAUUUCUACAUACAUAUACGGGAGCUUCCCCGCUUCAGUAUAAUGAAUCGUUAUAUUACCCUCUCACAAUUGGGUGAUGGCACAUACGGUACAGUGGUAUUAGCCCAACGCAAGGACACUGGCGAAAAGGUGGCUAUAAAACGUAUGAAACGAAAAUAUUACUCCUGGGAGGAGGCGAUGAAUUUGCGCGAAGUAAAGUCGCUCAAGAAACUCUCUCACCCCAAUAUUGUUAAGCUGAAGGAAGUCAUACGUGAGAAUGACACGUUAUAUUUCGUUUUUGAAUAUAUGAAAGAGAAUUUGUACCAAAUGAUUAAGGACCGCGACACACAUUUGCCAGAACCAACGCUUAAAAGUAUACUUUUUCAGGUCCUCACUGGCUUGGCGUUCAUGCAUCGCCAUGGAUUUUUCCAUCGUGACUUGAAACCGGAGAAUUUACUUUGCUCAGGACCGGAGCUUAUAAAAAUUGCAGAUUUCGGCUUGGCGCGAGAGAUACGCUCACGACCGCCGUUUACAGACUAUGUGUCGACAAGAUGGUAUCGAGCACCGGAGGUGCUGCUACAUUCCACAAACUAUGCCAGUUCCAUAGAUUUGUGGGCAAUGGGUUGCAUCAUGGCGGAGCUGUACACAUUUCGACCACUCUUUCCGGGCAGCAGUGAAGUGGAUCAACUGUUUAAGAUUUGUUCUGUUUUAGGAACGCCUGAGAAGAGUGAAUGGCCCGAAGGCUAUAGACUCGCAGCGACUAUACACUUUCGCUAUCCGGAAUGCAUCAAGGUGCCGCUCAAUACGAUUGUGACACGUUGCAGUCAGGCGGGCUUGGAUUUGUUGGAGGACAUGUUGCACUACGAUCCGGAUAAGCGGCCCACGGCGCAGCAGAGCCUUAAAUAUGCCUACUUUCAUGCGCUCAAGCGCAUCUCACCCACGGCGGCGGCGAAUGCCAAUGUCAAACUUACGGCCAAAUAUGCGGCAGCGGCUGCUGUUGUAAAUACAAAUACAACAAACAAUACGAAUAUGAGCAUCAAUGGCAGGAAUGCGGGGCAAUUGCCGAAUCUAUCGAAUAAUGUGCUUCCGGUGCAAGAGAAACUACAAGCGGUUACCGAGCUGAUACAGCAAGGUAAUCGGCAGCAUAAUAAUAGCAAUACUGUUAAUGCCAAUAAUGCAGUAAAUGCAUCACUGAACAACAAUAGUAAUCGUGCAUACAACAAUAUGUACGCGAGGCGUGCGAUAAUUCCCAUAACACAGAACCCCAAUCAAGUGCAAGCGCCAAAAAUCAGUUUCUUGGCAAUAAAUGGUGGCGAUGCGUCGCGCUCCACAGUGCCGUUACAAUUGACAGCUGUUAAUGCGCAACAGAAUUCGCACACCAACAACGGCAUGCCGCCGAAUGCCAUCAACAACGUAGCAAAUCGGCAAUUCCGUGAACAACUUGAAGAUAACAUUUCGAUAAAGAGCGGCUACAAUACCAUACUCGCGCCAGCCAGUCACAUAUAUCUGAACGGUGGCGGAGAGGCGGCACUCCACAAGCGUUCACAGGAAAAUCUUGCCUUCACCGAGUCCAUAAAUGACAUCUACUUGAAUCGCAACACCGGUCAGCUGCAACCGCCACAGCCGCCAAAUGUCUCCUUCAAUCACAGCAGUAAUCCUGUCGGUAAUAUUAAAGCCGGUGUAAUCUAUUUGGCGAAUGGCCAUCGGAAUUAUGCACUCUUUGAGACCGCUUCGAAGAAUGCUAAAAAUUCGGCGAAAAUUAAUGGCUACUACCUACAGACGCGUCCAAGCUUAUUGAAUCUCGAUACAGUGGGUAAGGAAGCCAAGGUCUAUAAUAUGUUCUCCAAGGUAGUGCCGAAACAAGCACCCACAGGCAAUUUAAUUAUGCGGAAUGCAUUCGAGCAGAGUAUGGACAGAAAUGACUACACAAAUAAUGAACAAACCGUGGAGAAACCUCUUUACGAACGGCUGGGUGGCGACAAAAAAUCUCUGCCGAACGGACAAAAUGCAGAGUUGAGCAAGGACGAUGAACUCGAUCUUAUAUUGGGUUCUAAAAUUAAAACAUCAGCCAAACGACAACGUCAACGCAACGGUAAAGCAAAUAUUUUGCUCGAAGAUCUCUUCGGUCAUCUUUCGCUCGAUUCGGAUAGCGAAACCACAAAGUAUCCAAAUACAGUGCCAUUAACGACACAUCAACAACAUACAUUUUCGGAACGGAACUCCAGUUUGCCAAAUGGUUAUUCCAAUGAGAAUUCAUUGAUGGAGAAGAGUAAGAUGCAUAUACCCAGUAGCAUUGAAGUGAAUAACGGUAGUUAUGCUGAUUCGCUGUCGACAAAUGCUUCUAGUAUAUCUAAGGAUUCACUUGACCCGCCCACAGAUGAUGAGUGCCAAUUUUGGCCCAUUAGAGUUGAUCCACAGUCCGUUGCGCAGACAAAAGCCAAAAUGCAACCGUGGGACGGUACGAAUAAAACCGAAGAUGAAAAAUUGACGGCGUGGAUGGUUGCCGAAAAUGGCUCUUUGCUUGAGAAGAAAAUACUAAAUGGACUCAGCGAUAAAAACAGUUCCGAAUGGAAUACAGCGUACCUUAACAAUUAGGCAUAAAGAAGAGAAGAUUAUUUAACAAAGAAAUCUAAAAGAAAGUUAAAGAAAGCAACCAAAGCAGUAGCGGGAAAAUGGCGAGGAAUUGUAUGAGCUAAAUUGUCAUACAAAAGUUUGUGCUGUGAUAAACUAAAUGAAAAUUCUAAAGAGCAAGUAAAAUAAUGAAUGUUCUCAAAUUGCAUUAGCACAGAACACACAGGCACAUAUGAUAGGUAUUUUUUCUAAAUACAUCAACAGCAAGAAAUGUGUGUGAGACACUAUGUACCAUUUAAACUUGCAGUAAAUUGUAAAAUACCAAAUAAACUAAAUACUAGCAUUACAUUUGUACAAACUUACACGAAAAAUCGGGUAACUCAAUGAAAAAACUGUUAAUGCAAAUGAAUUUAUGUGCGCAAACAACAAUAACAAUAAUUAUAUGUAUGUAUGUAUUUGUAAAUGUGUACUUAAUUUAAUUUCGAAAACUGUAAAAUAAUAAAAAAUAUUACAACAAAACUGUACAACAA
Messenger RNA from Zeugodacus cucurbitae (melon fly), 3368 nucleotides. RefSeq names its product probable serine/threonine-protein kinase DDB_G0268078. Lineage: Eukaryota; Metazoa; Arthropoda; Insecta; Diptera; Tephritidae. Bases 331 to 2862 code for a protein of 843 amino acids. The transcript has 10 exons. Gene Ontology annotation, molecular function: ATP binding; protein serine/threonine kinase activity. The record is from RefSeq and is a predicted model, not a curated record. Gene Ontology annotation, biological process: protein phosphorylation; intracellular signal transduction; intraciliary transport. Gene Ontology annotation, cellular component: cilium; cytoplasm; nucleus.